UUGAUUGUGUGUGACUAUUUGGUUCGGGGUACACUGUAGGUAACGUGAAAUAUAUGUGUAUAUGUUUUAUUUAUAUACAUACCAAAUUGAACAAGAAGUUCAAAUAAUACCUAUUAAAAAGAAAAAAGAAAUUUGUGCUUUUAAACUGUUGUUUGUUUAUGCAGAUUCGCGAUAAUUUUGAUUUGUACAGAAAAUGCAUCCUUAAACCGUCAACUAAGCAAUACUAUAGUACAUUAAAUAUGGAAUGUACUGAUACAGUGAAUGGAACCAUCUCUUCAGGAGAAGGUAUUUUAGUUGACUUAAACACCGAACAAGCUUUACAAACUGAUCAGCUCUCAACAUGUAAUUUGCUUGAUAUGGAUAUAGAAAAAAAUUCCGACUAUUCACAUAAAAACCUACCGGGAUUUCGAUGGAAACGUGUUCUCAACCCCACAGGUCCACAGCCGCGACCUAGGCACGGUCACCGCGCUAUAAACAUAAAAGAGCUCAUGGUGGUCUUUGGCGGCGGUAAUGAAGGAAUUGUCGACGAAUUGCACGUGUAUAACACUGUUACAAAUCAAUGGUAUGUACCCGUCCUUAAAGGGGAUGUGCCGAACGGAUGCGCCGCGUAUGGAUUUGUCGUUGAAGGUACACGAAUGUUCGUCUUUGGGGGAAUGAUCGAAUACGGAAAAUAUUCGAACGAACUAUAUGAACUUCAAGCUACCAAAUGGGAGUGGAGAAAAAUGUACCCAGAAUCCCCAGAACCGGGAAUUUCUCCGUGCCCUCGUUUGGGACACAGUUUUACGAUGGUUGGAGAAAAAAUAUUUUUGUUUGGUGGCUUGGCGAACGAAUCGGAUGACCCUAAAAAUAAUAUUCCAAAGUAUUUAAAUGAUUUGUAUAUAUUGGAUACUAGAGGAGUACACAGUCACAAUGGGAAGUGGAUAGUGCCUAAAACAUAUGGCGAUAGUCCACCACCACGAGAGUCUCACACUGGUAUUUCCUUUUCUUGCAAGAAUACUGGAAAACUUAAUCUUUUAAUUUAUGGCGGAAUGAGUGGAUGCCGAUUAGGCGAUUUGUGGCUGCUUGAUACUGAUUCCAUGACAUGGUCCAAACCACGAACACUUGGACAGCCACCAUUACCACGUUCUUUGCAUAGCUCGACGAUGAUCGCUAACAAAAUGUAUGUAUUUGGUGGCUGGGUGCCCUUGGUUAUAAAUGAUUCCAAGUCGACAACAGAGAGGGAAUGGAAAUGCACAAAUACGCUUGCCGUACUUAAUCUUGAUACAAUGUCUUGGGAUAAUGUUACAUUGGACACGGUAGAGGAAAAUGUGCCACGGGCUCGAGCUGGCCAUUGCGCAGUCGGUAUUCAAAGUCGACUAUAUGUAUGGUCUGGUCGUGAUGGUUACCGAAAAGCAUGGAACAACCAGGUCAGGGUAUGCUGCAAAGAUUUAUGGUACCUGGAAGUGACAAAGCCUCUUUAUGCUGUUAAAGUUGCACUCGUGCGCGCUUCUACACAUGCUCUUGAGCUUUCAUGGUCUGCGACCACGUUUGCUGCGGCAUAUAUUUUACAAAUUCAAAAGAUAGAUCAAUCCGUAAACACAGCUUCCAAACCCUCAAGCCAGAAUCUUGUACACCAUGGAACAACAACUGGAGGAGGUGAAAAAGUUGGAAUCGAAGCAAACACUUCCGCAGACGUAUGCUCAAAGGCGGGGAAGAGCCUUCAUCAAACUCCCACUACCACAGGAUCAAUAGUUACACAGCGAACAUCUUCAAAUUGUACUGGCUUUAGCGAUCUAUUAGAUUCACAGCCAUUGUCAUCAUCGAUAAGCGCUCAGUUUCAAACGAAACCAAUUACAAAUGAUUGUAAUGCCUCGUUUUCCAUAUCUACUUCGGCAGUUUCAGUACAACCGCAAAUAUCUGUAUCCAAUAGCACUGCCAAUACAAACAGUACCUGUGGUACCGUUAGUGGCAUAUUACAAAAGUUUCGCCCCAAUAUAUCUACAUCUAGAUUAAUAACCACGAGCUCCACUACAACAACCUCCCUUGCAACUGAUUCUUCUUCUUUACGAGUAACAAGUUCUAUGGCGGGAAAUGUUGUUUUAACUUCAGUUUCUUCAAGUGGCGCCUUGCGACUUGUUCCAAGUGUGUCUGCUUCACCGACAAUUCGUCUAGCUUCUGUUCAUUCAAAUGCUUCAAGUAGUGUCUCUACAUCAAAUUUAUUAAAAACAGCAAUGCCUACUGCUUCUGGACAAUUACAACCUUCUAAUCCGGCUGCACCAAUUAGUGGAAAACAGUACUACAUCCAAAAGCCACUUACCUUACCUCCAAAUCUUCAGCUGCAGUUUGUGAAAACAAGCACGGGCGGAAUGGCUGUGCAAACUCUACCGAAAGUCAACUUUAAUGUUGGGAAACAUACUAACGCCCAAAGUGACAGUCAAACGACUGUCACCAGCCAACUUCAGGGACCUGUGUUACCAGGAAGUCCAAAAUCUAUUGUUUCCGGAAACGUUUUGAAACUGGUGUCGCCCCAUAGCGUGUCUAGUGGUAAGAUAAUUAUGAAAAAUUCAAAUAUUUUACAAAUGGGCAAAGUAACAUCAAAUGUCAUAGGCGGUAAGCCAGCAUUUGUUAUAACAAAUAAGCAAGGGACCCAGAUAACAAACCAACAGAUAAUAAUAGUCACUACCGGUAACACCGUAAGGACCAUUCCAUCUAGUACUACUGUGAGUACUGCAGGUGGGACGACAACUGGAACAAAUAUUGUAAGUCUUGUGAGCUCAACAUCUACAACCAAUACCCCUGCACCAGGAGCUGGUGCUCAAAGACCUUCUAUACCCAACCAGACUGGUUUAAAGAUGCUGCGAAAUAUAUCACCUGUACAAACACCAACAUUAAUGCAGAAAGCAAGUGGUACUCCACUUCAACAAAAAACAUCACUUUACAUUGGGGGUAAAGCUGUGACUGUCAUGAGUACUAAUACCAAUAUGACUACUGCUGGCGCUAUACCCAAUAAGGUAGUGGUGUUUCCUGCUUCAACAGCCGUCACUGCUGCCACUUCAUCGACAUCUCUAAGCGCAAAAAAGAGUUUUGUGUUUAACACUGAAGGCAAUCCACGUACCGUGACAUUGACUUCAAAAAAUUUGCCGACCAAAAUUUUUCCUUCAACGCACGCAACGAAGGAAAUUGCAUCCGAAACACCAGUUACUAUUAUCAGUAUGAAAGAAGCAGAUCCCAUGGACGAUAUCAUUGAGCAGCUGGAUGGAGCUGGUGAUUUGUUAAAACAUCCGCAGAAUGAGGCGCAAACAGAAUCAGUUGAAAACACAAACAACGAAAACGCAGCAUCGGCUUUAUCGGCAGAACCCUUAUCGACGUCCGAGUCAAUUGUCCAACCCUCAAGUGUCGAAUUAAUUGAUGUUUCAAAUGACCCAAGUUUUAAAGAGCCGAAUGAAAUUAUUGAAGAUAUCUCAGGAGUAAGCAGCACAACUGACGUUAAACAAACAGAAAGCUCAAAAAUUAAUAAUCCAAAAUUCGAACCUACUACUGAAAGCGAUAAAAGCUGUUCACAUUCUAUGGUCAAGACAUCAAUAUUAGCCGACGAUUGCAUUCAACCAAUGACUUCAUCAGAUGCGGAAGCUGCUACUAUACUUACCCAUAUCAAGACAGUUGAAGUUGUAGUCCAAGGAGCUGCCAAAGAUUCUUUCCAUUCAAACCAAGAUCUUGAAAAUAACAUAAAACUGAAAAAUGAAUCUAAAUGUGGACAAGAAAAUCAUUUUGCUGCUGUAUCAUUGCCCAUGAAAUCAAGUGAAUGCCAAAGCGUAGAUGGAUCACAUUUGGAGGCACUUGCUUCAGCAGCUAUGAUGCAAGCCGCAACUGGACCUUCUUCCGAUGGCCAAGAUGAUAAAGUUGUGGUGGAACAUUCUCAUACUCAACAGAGCAGUGGAAACAUCCCUGAAAUUCCAAGUAACCAAUCUCAUUCCUUGCAAGUUCCUUCUUUAAAUGUCUCCCAAAACGACAACCAGAAAUGGCAUACCGUUGGAAUAUUUAAGGAUCUCUCACAUACAGUUACAAGUUAUAUAGAAGAAGAUUGUGAGGCUCUAAUUAACGGUAUUGAUUUGGAUAACUUUCCCGAUUUAAUUAAGCAUCCACGAAUCAGUUUGGAACCAGGAACAGCAUAUCGUUUUCGACUUGCGGCUAUUAAUUCGUGUGGGCGUGGAGAAUGGGGAGAGAUAUCAAGCUUUAAGACUUGCCUACCUGGCUACCCCGGAGCCCCCUCAGCGAUUAAAAUAUCAAAGGAUAUUAGAGAAGGGGCUCACCUAACCUGGGAACCACCACCGGCACAAAAAACAAAAGAGAUAGUUGAGUAUUCAGUAUAUCUUGCGGUAAAGCCAACUGCUAAGGACAAGGCACUGACGACUCCACAAUUGGCUUUUGUGCGGGUUUAUGUUGGUGCGGCUAAUCAGUGUACUGUGCCAAACACUUCAUUAUUAAACGCACAUGUAGAUUGCUCAAACAAGCCUGCAAUUAUAUUCCGGAUAGCUGCUCGCAACCAAAAGGGUUACGGACCAGCUACUCAAGUGAGAUGGCUCCAAGAUCCAAUGGCUACAAAAAUGCAAUCACCGGCAAACCCACAAAGUUUAAAAAGAUCCCAAGAUAAAAUGCCUAGUGCAACUGGUAGCACAUCAAGUUCUUUCGGCUUGCCAAACAAACGAGGGCGCAAUGGAUUACCGGAAUGACCAUUUAACAAAUUUUUUUAAAUUUAUAAAUACGAGUAGAGAUAGUAUCAUUGAUAAGUGAAAUAUUGAACUUAUAAAUAAAAUGCAUGGAAAUAUU
Molecule: messenger RNA, 4806 nt
Organism: Drosophila bipectinata
Lineage: Eukaryota; Metazoa; Arthropoda; Insecta; Diptera; Drosophilidae
Gene: Hcf
Product: Host cell factor
Biological process (GO): regulation of DNA-templated transcription; chromatin remodeling
Cellular component (GO): histone methyltransferase complex
Molecular function (GO): protein binding; transcription coactivator activity
Source: RefSeq, a predicted model, not a curated record